UCUCUUCCUGUGCCCUCAACAUUGUGAUAAACUAGUGUGAAUACCAGUUUUACUGUUGCUCGAUUUUAUUGGACGGAAGUACACGGGUCAAAAUGAACGACUUACCGGAGGCGUUGAAUUUUACUGGACGCUCAAUUAGUGCCAUAAACACUAUAACGCCUAUCUCUAAUCAUAUCAUGUCGUCUGCUGAUUUGGUGCCGUCGGAUGUGCAUCAUCAGAAAAUCAAAAGCGAACCAGAAAAUGGUUACACACUUCCUCCACUGAGCACAGCAUUAUCGAUACACGCACAUGCCAUAGUCCCGGUGUCCGGUACGUAUACACCUUCGACUUCUCAAUCGAAUGAAGUCUCGGAAGAGCCGAGGGCGAGCAGCAGUUCCAGCCAAUCGCCUCAACCAUCCUCAUCGAAUAAUCAAACGAAACCGCCGUAUUCUUACGUCGCUCUGAUAGCCAUGGCCAUACAAUCAUCGCACAUGAAGCGAGCCACCUUAUCGGAAAUAUAUUCCUACAUAACAUCAAAGUUUCCGUACUUCGAACGGAACAAGAAGGGGUGGCAGAACUCGAUCAGGCACAAUCUGAGUCUGAACGAAUGCUUCGUGAAGGUGCCCAGGGAAGGCGGUGGUGAAAGGAAGGGCAAUUACUGGACCUUAGAUCCGCAGUACGACGAUAUGUUCGAGAAUGGUAACUACAGGAGGAGGAGACGCAUGAAGAGGCCGUACAGGAACACUCAGCCCUAUCCGAAAGCCUUCUUCGGGGAUGCCCUGACCCAACACGGUCUACCUCUGACCAGAAACAUCUUCUCAACAUCCAGCUAUCCGGCAAGUUACUCGAGAUACGACACCGGCUCUUGGUUACACACCAAUUCAUCGUUAGCUUACACCUCAAGUUGUGCAUCACCGGCCGGUUAUCCGCAGCAAGCCUAUCCGCCUCCGACGCCCUUCAGCCCUUGCGGAAUGCGCCAAGAACCGAGCCGAUAUCCGGCUUACUGGCCUCCAGAGAGUGAGUACUCCGUCCCGCUAAGUUCGCCACAGGCUGACUCCCAGCUCCUGUUGCAGUGGUGACCCCUACAUUUGAGUCCGAAGCACCACCGAGGUCAUACUCCUAGAUAAAACAAAAAGAAGAAAAAACAAAAAAUCUGUACAAUGUGUUCAACGAAUGGAGACUGCGAGCUCGGUGUCGUUUGUUUUUAACGAAAAAGAAGGUCUAAACGGCAUUCAGCAUGCAACUAUUGUAAAUAUAUAUAUUUGUGAACAUAACUCUAAUCCGGCUGAAGCACACACAGACGAUUUCGCAACGAUAAUGUAUCCUUUCCAAGGUCGCAAAUAUAAAUAACAUUUCGAAAA
Nicrophorus vespilloides is the source of this 1340-nucleotide messenger RNA. Its product is annotated as forkhead box protein D2-like. The transcript has 4 exons. The coding region runs from base 93 to 1058 and encodes 321 amino acids. Gene Ontology annotation, molecular function: DNA-binding transcription factor activity, RNA polymerase II-specific; RNA polymerase II cis-regulatory region sequence-specific DNA binding. Gene Ontology annotation, biological process: anatomical structure morphogenesis; cell differentiation; regulation of transcription by RNA polymerase II. Lineage: Eukaryota; Metazoa; Arthropoda; Insecta; Coleoptera; Silphidae. The record is from RefSeq and is a predicted model, not a curated record.